Pogona vitticeps (central bearded dragon) is the source of this 1925-nucleotide messenger RNA. NCBI's taxonomy places the organism in Eukaryota, Metazoa, Chordata, Lepidosauria, Squamata, Agamidae. The record is from RefSeq and is a predicted model, not a curated record.
ACUGUUUUCUUCACUUCAGCAGCCCCACGCUUUGAGUGCCCUGGGGAUUUCUCAGCCGUCCCCUUUGCUCCUGGGCCGCCUUUCUCCCCAGAGAUGCUGCAGGAUCCUACAAAGCAGCUUUUGCUGAUCAGAGCCCCAGCUAACUUCAGUCCAGAAAGCCUCAACGGCCAUCUCGUGCCCCUGUCGGGCUUGCAAACUUUGAAGGUGCAGCAGCCGAACAGGACAUACAAGCUCUAUGGCAUCCAGGCGACUCCAGGGGAAUCGAGCAGCUGUGCCCGCUUGCUCGCCCCUUUGGACCACCGGGGACAAAUCGGUUGCGCCCCGCCCUUUGCUGGAUCCCUGAGCGUAUGGGAAAGAUUUGGGGACACCAGUGCCAACCAGAUCCUCCUCCCCGUAGCAAACAGGCUAGCGCCCCAGAUCCCAGAAGGCCUGAAGCAGCGUUUCCUGCCUUUUGGGGGACAACUAAAAAGGCCUCUCCCUCCUUCACGCACGAGAGAUGCAGAGACGCCUCCCCGGAAGAAGAAAAAGAAGAAGAAACGACAGCUUUAUACGAUGGGAUAUUUGGGGGAUCCAGAAGAGCAGCAGCCCCCAGUGGGCAGAGACCUGGAGGUGUCAUUUGGGGAAUCCACAGCACCUUUGGAAGGAGGAACAAGCCACCGGCGGGAAGAGGAGCAGCAGGAGAAGAGGACAGUGGCAGAGGGGGGUGAAGUGCUUGGCCUGUCUGGUGCCGUGGAAGAGCUGCCCGAGCAGGAGACCCAGGCCAGCAGCAGCUGGGUGGCUUCUUCGCAAGACAGUUUUUUCUCAGGGGAGGCAGAGGAGCUGAGCCACAGGAUCAACAAGAAGAAGAAGAAGAAGAAACACAAAGAGGAGGUCGUGGAGAACAAAGACCCACUGCCUGACCUCAACUCAGCCAACCGACAGUCUGAAGAUGAGCCCCAGCGGCAGGGGCAGCUGGAGCCCCAGGCAGAGGGAAACGGUGACCCAGGGGUAGAGGGACUAGUCCAGCACAAGCAUAAGAAGAAAAAGAAGCAUCGAGAAGACGCUGUGCCGGCACAGGCAGACCUCUCCUCCCCUAAGGAAGAGGCUGGGAAAGACCCGUGGGAGGGAAGUGGACUGGGGAAUGUUGUGGACAGCAGCCUGGAUUUAACAGAAGAGGGCCCUCGGGGAGAGCUCCCAGGCCACAAGUCCAAGAAGAAGAAAAAGAAGAAGGAGAAGGUGGAGGAGGGGAAGCAGCAGCAGCAGCCUUUGGGACAGGAGGCGGGCCCGGCGUUGCUGGAGCUCGUUGCUGUCAAGCGGGAGCAGACGGGUUGGGAUGAACUAGACGCUGCCUCUGGGGAAGGCAUAGGAAGGACUGACUCUCUUGAACUCAGCCUGGAGGUGCCAGUCCAGAAGCACAAGAAAAAGAAGAAGAAAAAGGAGCAGGAGAGCGAGGCUCCUUAGGAGAGGACUGAUUUCCUGAGCAGGAAUUCCCAGGAAUUAUUCUACAUUUCCAGACUGGGCUGUUUUGCUUUGGGGAGCACCAGCUCCGCUCCCAUUUUAUGCAAGGAAGCACCCACCCCCACCGGCACUCCAGGGCCCUGGAAGAACUCCCUGGUCAGCUCAUCUGCUUCGUUCUCACUAUGCCGGGCAGUGUGGAGGGGGUGCCGGCCCCAGCCAGCAGGAAAGCCCAUUUGCACGGCUUCUGCUUUUACCAGCUGUGCCUCUAAUAAAGGAACGAAGAACUGGAAAGGGCGAAGCAGGGACCCAGGUUUCUCUCAAGGUGUUUCUUGGUUUAAGGGCUGCUCCUGCCCGAGAGCUGUUGGAAUCAUAAGUGGCUACCUUGUUGUUCUUGGUGCCUCCUGGUAUAUUUUAUUUAAUGCAUUAACUGGUGGAUUAGGUAGGGAGAGGGUCGUAGAGGCGGAACAAAAUAAAGCUUAGGUUCUCUA